GCUAUCGAGCUGUAUUCGUUUCACCAGAGCUCUUUGCGAGUACGAAGCUGAGUUUAAUUUAGGCCCGUCCGGGCUGGAGAUACCAGUUGAUCGCGGUGGUUGUGGAUGAAGCGCACUGUAUUGGAGCAUGGGUGGCAAGUUCAGAAAGGGCUAUAAGAAACUUGGCUACCUCCGCUCUUAUGUUAGUCCAGACACCUGCUUUGUCGCAGUAUCUGCCACCUUGCCUCCUCCGCUUCUAUUGGAGGUUAUUAGUGUGAUGCGCUUCAAAGACGUGAAGGAAAUGAACAUUGGCAACGAUAGGAAAAAUGUCGAAUACGUUGUGAGGCGGUUGAAACAUGCGGUAACGUUAUUUAAGGAUCUCCACUUUUUAAUAGACAGGAAGAAAACGAUCGUGUAUUUUCAGACGAGAGAUGAAGCCGACUCUGCUGCUAUCUACCUCAGGAACAUAAUUGGUCCCAACAAAGUCGCCUUGUAUCAUUCUAACAAGUCAAGUGAUAGAAAGAAGGAACUAAUGGAGCAAUUCAAAAGUGGCGACAUCGACGUUCUGAUGUCAACCGAGGCGGUGGGCAUGGGGUGUGAUAUCAGUGACGUUCUGCGCGUGGUGCAGUACGGCUAUCCUGACAAUAUAUCAUCUCUGGUCCAGCGCCUUGGUCGAGCGGUGCGUAACCCAGAGCUUCACGGCGAAGGUAUAGUCCCUAUCUCAUCCAGAGCUUUAGGUAAAGUUGACAAAGAUAUCAAGGCCUUUGUCAACACUCAGUGCUGUCGUCGAGCAUUUUAAAAUUAAUUUUUCGGAAAUGUCCACCAAAAUGUUGAAAGACGCUGCGACAAUUGUAAUCCCGAAAUGCAUGAGUCUUCACCACCAGAUACUGCACAAGACAAGGAGACGGGCAGAUGCAAGAUCCAAUGCAGGUGUUAAUCAACGCGGAAUGUGGCGAACGGCGGCUGAAAAAGAGAGCAUGUUACAAGCGAUCACUGAAUGAAAAGAUCAUACAUUCCACACCGAGGUCAGUGACAUAU
Lobosporangium transversale is the source of this 1017-nucleotide messenger RNA. RefSeq names its product P-loop containing nucleoside triphosphate hydrolase protein. The coding region runs from base 128 to 778 and encodes 216 amino acids. Gene Ontology annotation, cellular component: nucleus; cytoplasm; chromosome. The record is from RefSeq and is a predicted model, not a curated record. The transcript has a single exon. Gene Ontology annotation, biological process: double-strand break repair via homologous recombination. NCBI's taxonomy places the organism in Eukaryota, Fungi, Mortierellomycota, Mortierellomycetes, Mortierellales, Mortierellaceae. Gene Ontology annotation, molecular function: four-way junction helicase activity; 3'-5' DNA helicase activity.